This is a messenger RNA of Phoenix dactylifera (date palm), 486 nucleotides long. The record is from RefSeq and is a predicted model, not a curated record. Lineage: Eukaryota; Viridiplantae; Streptophyta; Magnoliopsida; Arecales; Arecaceae.
AUGGUGCCACCUGGAUUUAUUUUCCAGCCAACGGAUGCGGAGCUCUUGGAUUUCUUCCUCAAGGAGAAGCUCCUCCAUCAGCCACUUCCAUGUGACAUAAUCAAAGAAGCCGAUGUCUAUGGAAACCACCCCAACAACCUUACUGCUCAAAUGGCCAUGGCAAAUGGAAACUCGGAGUGGUUCUUCUUCACCUGGACCACUCGAAAGCAUCCUAACGCAGAAGCCAGCACAAGGGCAUCUCGGGUUGCAGGCCAAGGUCGAUGGAAAUCUACCCAAUCGGUGAAGCCGGUGCUCAACAGCGAGGGCCAGGUCAUUGGCUCCAAACAAAACUUCAGCUAUAUGGAACGCACCCCCUUGGGCAAGGAGGAAAAGAGCAUCUGGUUGAUGGAAGAGUACUCCAUCCAGAACCUUAGAAGAUGUGGUGGUGCAGCUAUGACGAUGGACCGAAUAAGCUGGAUGACUGGGUUGUUUGCAAAAUUUAUCUGA